GAGGAGGCAUUACUCGAGGAAAGGGGAUGGGGUGAGAAUUGCCGGCGAGAGAAGUUGGGGCCUCACGUGGCCCAGGCUUCCUCUUCCUCGUAUUAGAGCGGCAGCUUUUCUGCACGCCUUCCCAGUGCCCCCUGGGUCCCACAUGGGCGACGAAAAGCCGCCGCCUGGCUUUGAACGGGGCCGACGGGAGCGCUUGGCUCAACUCCUGGCUGGUGGCUGGCUGCGUAAAAGCCCGACGGAGAGGAGCCGGCGACCUGACCGAGAAGCUGGGCCGCGCAGCGUAGGCAGGGUUCGUGGGCUCUCCCAGCAGCGGCGGCGAGCGCCGGACGUUUGCGCCGGCGAGCAGCGGUUGCAUCCCGUACGCCCGUCCGGCACGGUGGUGCCUCCCAGCCGAAGCCCCCAAGCGCCUCCCCCGCAAACGACUCCCAGGGCCCCCCAGAAAGGGGCCACUGCCUGCCCUCGCGCGGUGGCGGAGGCGACGGUGGUGCAGCAGCAGGGCCUGCCAGUCCCUAAGGGGAGGGUGGAGGCCCCUGCGGCCGUCCGCUUAACCCUCCGAGGGCAAAGCGAGGCAGCGCACUCUGCACGUGCUCACAGAACUCUUUUUCUUGGGCACGUGCGCCGGCCUAGCCCCGAUAGCUGGUGCCGCCGCCUCCCUCGCCCGCCUCUGUCACGCAAUAGGCCCGGGCAGCGCCUGUGCCACUGCGAGCGCCCCGCCGAGCGGCUCCGCUGUGCCGGCCUCGGAAGGCGGCGGCGCGGCGGCGACUUCUCCUCCUCCUCCUGUUGUGCUCGCCGCGCGCUCGCUCGCUCGGGUCGCGCACGGAGGCGGAGGCAAGCGCGGGGGGCUUCGCUUCCUGGCGCCGGCGUCCUUCGCGGGGAGCGCAGCAUGGACCGCCGCUGCCGUCGCCUCCUGGCGCUCCUGGCCCUGCUGGCCGCCCCAGGGCGCUCCCGAGACUCCCAGCGCCCCCUGGACGACGCCUCGGCCGCCGCCGAGGGCCCCCUCCUGCCGGGCCCCACCUGCUCGGGGCUCCUGGAGGCGCUGCCCAGCCAGCAGCUCCGCGUCGAGGGCCAGGAAGAGGCGCCCCACGCCCCGCCGGCCUCGCGCGACCCUCCGCAGGUGGGCUUGGAGGGCGGCGGGCGGCUCGGCCAGGCGGCGGCGGCGGCGGCUGGGCGUUUCGUGGAAGAGCCGGACGCCGGCGAGACCCGCGUCUCUGACACCCCCCAGCCUGGCCUCGCCGUCGGCAACUCCGGGCUGGAUUUUUCCAGGCUGGGGGAUUUGCUGCCUCAAGGGCAAAGCACCGCGAAGACCCUGAAGACCCUCCUCCUUGGCAGCGCUGAGCCUCCUGGCAUCACCUGGCAUCGCCCCUUGCCCAGCUCCAGGGCUUCUGCUUUCCCCACUGGGUUGCAGCCAACCUUGCCAACAUCAUCUGCUGUUCUUGAGGCGAGUCGGGACGAAAUGGUGAGUUGGCUGACAGAUGUGGAAGAAAGCAGCGAAGAAAGCUCUCCGGGCACCACUGCAAGGAGAAUGCAAUUCCCCGCUGGUGAAGCAGGGAGAACAGGGAGCGCUGAGCCACCAAAUGCUGCAGGGGCCAGCGGGCUGCCCCAGCUAAGCCAACCGCUCAUCACAAGCAAGUUUGUGACGUUCCUGCCCACGCCAGUGUGGCUUCCUGUGUCUGCUUCUCCAGUGGAUGCUGCAGGCCAAACUUCCUGCCCAUCAUCUUGUUCAGAAGAAUUCUCUAGCUGGAGCACCGGAGAGAGAGCCCUUGAGCCCACUAGGGCUUUGCUGCUUCUGGGCUCCAACAGGCUAGCAGUCACACAGACUGAGGCGGGGCCAGAGAGUGAGAGAUCAUUGGGGGCUACAGCUGCUGGGAAUGAGGCCUCUAGCCCAGUCCCUGCAGAGGGCUUAGAGAUGCCCGCAGGAUCAAGCAGGCAGAGGUCCCCGGAGACCAGAUCCUCCCCUGGUGCAGAGCUCCAGGGGACCCUCCUUCUGGCUUCUACUCAGCGCCCAGGUAAGGCUACUCCAGAGGCAGAGUCUGUUUGGUUGCCAACCCCCUCUGCAGCCUCAGGGCAGGAAUGGGAUGUUGCCACCAUCACAGCACAGCUGCUGCCCCGUGACUGGAGCACCGCCACAUUUGCAACAGGAUCUGAGGCACUCCUGGAGCAGCCAGGGGGCAGCACAGCAGAGCCACAGACCAGACCCCAUGAGUCUUGGACUGCUGUGGGACACUUCUUCGCCAAGGCAGCCCCAGAACAAUCCCCGACACUUCCGGGAUCGAGGGCAGGGUUGGAUCACACAGCGAAGACAACUGAGGAGGUGAUAAUUCCAGGCAACUUUGUUCCCAGCAAAAGAGCCCCGUCGCACAGGACCACCGAGGCCACGAGAGCCGAGCAGCCGCCAGAGGAUGCGCAGCUUUCUGCAGGGACUCCCAGCCCGGCUGCAGGGCAAAUGGAGGAGGCACCCUCUCUCUUUUCCCACUUGGGGGCUGCUUUGCUCCUGAGUCCAGUGGGCCCCACCACCCAUCCGGUUAGCAGACAAGAUGCCCCCUCUACCAGCAGCCUCAGCCCUGGGCCCACUUUCCUCACGUUGCCCUUUGGCCUAGGUUGGCUCCCUGAUGGUGCCACUGCAGGUCCGCAUGCCAGUGGGGCCACAGCCACAUUUCAUAGCUCCACAAGCCCUCUCAUGGUCUCGGAGACUGCCCUUACUGGUGCUUCCACAGCCACAGGGGAAGAGCCCAGAUCGCAGAGCCCCACUGAGCCCUACAGCACGUGGUAUAUAAAAGGGGGUGAUCCUGCAGAGUCCUCCUCUUGGCCGAGACAGCUUCCACCCAAGUGGCAGGCAGAAGGGGGCACCUCUUCCAGCGCAGCGUCCAGCCCACCUGGGGCCUCAGUCCGUCAUGGAGAAAGUGGGGGGGCUCCUACUGGCUCUGGGAAGGGGCCCCACAGACCCACAACUCUCCCCACAAAGCAGGCAGCCAGAGAGGGUUCCCCAAGGGAGGCAUCUGUGGGGGCAGCCACUGAAGUGGCAGAGCUCAGUCGCAGGAUUCCAGGAAGGGGUGACUGUGCUGACUGGCUCCCCAGCUCGACUGUGCCCCCAGUGAGCUCCAUGGCUGCCUCCUUCCCUACGGAGGGGGAUGUUGGGAGUUCAGCACCCACUGUGGAUCCGGAGCUUCCUUCCCAAAUGGCUCCUUCCUCUGCUUUGGCCUCUGAAGCGGCUGGGCCCAUGAUGGGCACAACUGUAAUGCCUGGCUCUGCGUCAGUGACCCACCAACCGUGGACUUUUCCAGGCAGGCCUUGGCAGUGGGAAUGGGGACCAAGGCCCCGGGCUCCAGCUGAAGGCUCGGUGAGAGGGGCCACCCAUUCUCCCUAUGGCCCGAGGGGGCCUCUCCGAACCACAGCCGCUCCAGCAGAAUCUUUGCCAGGAAGCAGCGAGCACACUUGGACGACUUCGCCAGCCUCUGAACCAGAGAGCGUCACAAGGGGUGGCCUGCUCAUUACCGGCUCCCGGCUCUCAUCAGCCACGCCGGAUAAGGCCCUGACACAGCUUGUGCCUGCCGUGCCAAGGGGUGCCCGCCCCAGAGCGCCCCAGGUCUUUGUGGUGGAGAAUCAGCCACCCCUCCUGAAAGCCACCUUCCUGCAUAUCCCUUGUGAGCUUGUCCUGGCCAUGGAGUUUUCCAGAAGCUUCCGGAACCCCGACACACCCGAAUACCAGGGCCUGGUGCUCAGUAUCAAUGAAACAGUCACUCCCCUCUUUGAGUCUCUGCCUGGAUUUCAGCGACUGGAAGUGAAGACAAUCCGGCCCGGGAGUGUGGUGGUGGCGUUUGAUGCCCUCUUCCUGGCAGAGGCUCCCGGCUUGUGGGCUGCUCUGAAUCGAUCGUCCCUCUCGGACCGCUUGCCAUCAGGGCUGUGGGUUGCCAAUGCCAGCUUGCUGCAGAGCACGACGCAGGAGAGGGAUCUGGACCUGUGCUCCGUGCUUUUCGCCUGCCAUGCUGGCUUCGAGUGUGUCGCCGGGGAGGACGGGCCCCCCGUCUGCACCUCCGUGUGCCACCGGAACUAUUGCAGGAACGAGGGCAUCUGCACCCACAUGGCUAACCACACACCUGUCUGCCAGUGCCCCGUGGGCAGCGAUUUCUGGUUCCUGGGAGUGCGCUGUGACUACAAAGUGACGCAGCAGGGCUUGCUGGGAGUCGCUGGCGGCCUGUUGCUGAGCCUGGUGGUGGUCGGGGCGGCUGUUGCUGGGCUGGUCAUCCGCCGGGUCCGGAUGCUGCUCCUGGAGGCCAGAGCAGAUCAGACAAAGAGCAGUUACCGCCGCUUCUGUCGCCUCGACGACGUCUCAGCACAUUACUGGUCAGAGCCUUGGCUGGCAUCGGCCAUCUCCUUGGACAACCCGGCCUUCAGUAAUUCAGAAGAGCUGCUUCACUUACAGAUCCUGGACACUGCCUGCUGCAGCUGCCAAGACAACUGUGUGGCCCCCAGUGACUACUGCAAGCAGCCUCAGGACCCCCCCUGCAUCGGCGCUGCAGGCCAGCCGAGCCACUGGGACGUGAGCUCCACCAGCAUGAACGACCCCAUGAUCGACUCUGGGAAGGCCAGUGAAGUCUCCGUCUCCAGCUGGCCCAUGGAACCAAUCCAGUGGAGCCCCUUCCCUACUCUGCACCACCUCUCCAGGCAGCAAGAGCACAAAGCACAGAGGCCGCACUCCUACUGCGAGGGGAUGGAGCUGGUCAACCUCGAGAGAAGUUGGACAGCCUGAGUUCUUCCCAACAGACACUCAGGAGGUGCAGCAGUUGUUAACGUGUUCAAAACCAACCAUGUUUUAAUGUCCACAUGGCAAGCUCAGAGGUGGAGCUGCAACCAGCAUGAGCAGUACAAAUCCAUCAAGGCCAGUGGCUGAUGUCAGUUUUAGUCCAUGCAAAGACUCAAGAAUCAACCUUCAGCUCACCCUUUCUGGCUUGGUGUUGAAUGGUGGAACUUUUUUUUAAAAAAGCAAGUCUUGGAGGAACAGCAUAGCGCUGGCAUCCACCACUGAGAUGUACACAUUUGAGGAGUUACUUCCUAUUUGGACACAGGAAUCUGCUCAACAGAAAAAGCUAAAUAAGUUAUUGGAUAAAAGGGUAAAGAGGAGAAGUGGCUGUUUUGUGGAAGUAUUAAACAC
Messenger RNA from Rhineura floridana, 5149 nucleotides. Its product is annotated as mucin-1-like. NCBI's taxonomy places the organism in Eukaryota, Metazoa, Chordata, Lepidosauria, Squamata, Rhineuridae. The record is from RefSeq and is a predicted model, not a curated record. Gene Ontology annotation, biological process: visual perception. The transcript is spliced from 11 exons. The coding region runs from base 143 to 4747 and encodes 1534 amino acids.